GGAGGCUCAGGUGGAGGAUACGGCGGCUCCUCAGGUGGAUCGUCUGGAGGAGGUUCCUUUGGUGGAAGAGGAGGAUCAGGUGGAGGAUACGGCGGCUCCUCAGGUGGAUCGUCUGGAGGAGGUUCCUUUGGUGGAAGAGGAGGCUCUGGUGGAGGAUACGGCGGCUCCUCAGGUGGAUCGUCUGGAGGAGGAUCCUUUGGUGGAAGAGGAGGAUCAGGUGGAGGAUACGGCGGCUCCUCAGGUGGAUCGUCUGGAGGAGGAUCCUUUGGUGGAAGAGGAGGAUCAGGUGGAGGAUACGGCGGCUCCUCAGGUGGAUCGUCUGGAGGAGGUUCCUUUGGUGGAUUCUUCGGCGGUGGAUCGCCUGGAGGAAGCCGUUUGGGCGGCUUCGUCCCUUCCCGAACUGGUGGCUCUUCAGGAGGGGAAUCUUUCGGUGGAAAAGGAGGCUUCGGAAGUGGAAGGGGAUCCUUCGUUGGAAAUAGAGGAUCUGGUGGUGAAUAUGGUGGAUCCUCCGGUGGAAGAGGAGGAUCUGGAGGUGGAUCCUUUGGUGGAGGAUACAGUGGAUCAACAGGAGGAUCCUUCGGCGGAAGAGUAAGCACCGGUGGUGGAUCCUUCGGUGGAGGAGGUUCCGUUGGUGGAGGUUAUCUUCCACCCAGCAGAGGAUAAGGGCUUCCUCUUACUUUUACCUUAUUUAUCACUUACAGAAGCUUUGUUAUCAAUUCUGAAUGCUUUUAUAACUACUACA
Molecule: messenger RNA, 742 nt
Organism: Penaeus monodon (black tiger shrimp)
Lineage: Eukaryota; Metazoa; Arthropoda; Malacostraca; Decapoda; Penaeidae
Product: keratin, type I cytoskeletal 9-like
Exons: 1
Source: RefSeq, a predicted model, not a curated record